AUGGUUGCCGUGGCCGAGCAAGGGGACGGGCACCUGAUCCACUACAAGAAGGUGGAGUUGGUGGCGCUGCAAGUUCUUCAGCUGCUCAAGGCCUCGGAAAGGUUGAGGAAUAGCCUCCUCCACGACUCCAACGCCGAUGAGGACACGCCCGGCUACACCAUUUUCCACGCAGUGGUGGAAUUCCUGAAGUCCUUCUGCGAGUCCGAGCCCCACUACCGAGCCCUCUUCGUCAAAAAAGAAGUCUUCGAGUUUUUGGUGUCUUGCAUUGCGCUGGCCGAAGAAGUCCCGGUCUCGCAGAUGCUUGUGUCAGUGUUCGCCAACAAUGACAUGAGAGUGAACAUGCAGUUUGUGGACCAGCUCAUCAAGGCUGUGGACGAGAACUUCUCCAAAAACAAGCAGUCCUCCCUCAACGCACUGCUCGUGCUGAAAAGCAUCGUCACCACCUUCGCACCCCGGCCGCAACCAAACCACUUGCUAAUUCGUUGCAACCAAAAACAUAAAUACGGCUGCCCCACUGUUGAUAGGUGCAAUUCCCACCAGGAGACAAACCAUGUGCAGGUCCUAGUUGCUCGGGGGGAAGCGGCUCCUGAAGCAGCCCUGGCUAUAUAG
Effrenium voratum is the source of this 609-nucleotide messenger RNA. The record is from the annotation of a GenBank genome assembly. Lineage: Eukaryota; Dinophyceae; Suessiales; Symbiodiniaceae.